UCUCCAUCUUCGUUCACACCAUAUAUAUACUCGUACAGAUUCAUCUUAUUCGGUACAUUUUAGCUCAGGUAAUUGCUGGUUAAGUCCCAACACGAUGAAAAUUCACAAGCAAUGACCUUUGAAAAAGGCACACAGAGAUCUACUUAGCCCCUUUUCAAAACCCACAACGAUCUUCGAACUUCAUCCCAAAAAAAAAUAAAAAAAUACCCAUAACUGAAUUUUCACCAUAUUGCAGAUCCCCAUCUUUCUAUUUCUGAUGAAACCCAGAUUCUGAUAUGCGUUGCACUUCGAAUCUGAGCAAUAAAGUUUGCAUCUUUAAAGGAUCCGCGACGUCGUUUCAGGCCGCGCAGUGAAUAAUCCAAAAUGGGUGUGAACCACUCAGUGCAAGUGGUGGAAGAUAGCGACGAGGAAGAGGACCAAGAAGAAGAAGAAGAAGAAAGGAACAUCAACGGCCAUAUUGGUAGGGUCCAAUUGGGCAAUGACAUGGUGAAGAAGGUUCUAGAACAAGAGCCAGAGAUGCUGCCAUGUCACGCAUCGGCGUCGCCGCUGUCUCCGCAGCUUUCUUCUCUGGGCACGCCGCGGCUCGGUCCUUCCAUCAAGGUCUGGGACCCUUACAAUGUCUUGGCUCCACCGCCGCCGCUGUCGCCGCCGGUGUUUUCGCGGAGCUUCUCUGCGAAUGGGAUGGUGGAUGAUGAGGUUACGGAGGUUUUCCUGAUCAGCCACGGGGAGUGUGAAUUGAAUUUGGCGCCGGAUUUGGUUGGAGGCCGGUGCCCUUCCGCGGCGUUAACGGCGAACGGGAAGCGGCAGGCGAGGGCUUUGGCCGUGUUUUUGAAGUCUCAGGGGGUUCGGUUUGGUGCUGUGUAUUCGUCGCCGGUGGAUAGGGCGCGGUUAACUGCAAUAUCAGUUUGUAAGGAAGUCAAUUUUUCAGAGGAACAAAUUCAAUCCUCAGACGCACUUGCAGAGAUUAGUCAAGGGAAUUGGGAGGGCUGCCUUCGAUCAGAAAUAUAUACACCUGAAAUUCAGAGCUUCAUUGACAGGUUCCAGCCAGAUUUCACUGCACCUUCCGGGGAAUCACUUAGACAAGUAGAAUUCCGGAUGAUUCAGUUCUUAAACGGGACUGUCCUGGGAUUACCCGAAAAGUUGAGAUUAGAUUUGUCAUCACAUCAAAAUGACAACCAAGCAUUUACCCAGCACAAUUCCCAUGCUUUGACAAACUCAAUUCACGACCAAGAUGGACCUUCUCUCCAUCAAAACCAAUGGGAUUCUCUCAACAGGCAUCGACCUGCAUUCUCUAGGAAAAAAUCUGGUAAGAGCAGGCUACAAUUUGUGACAACCACUGGAGAUGAGGUUGAAGAGGAAACGCCUUCUAGCAACAUAAACCACCAAAGUUCUCUGCAUAGUUCUAGUUUUAGCAGCUUUUCACCAUCUGUUUCUUGUAUAGGACUAUUUACUCAUUCUGUGCCAAUUAAGUGUCUCCUGACUGGCCUUCUUGGAUGCAGCCCUUUGAUGUCACAUAAGUUUUGCAUAGAAGACUCUUCAGUGACAGUGUUGCAGCAUUCUUUGAGAACUGGUUGGCAGAUAAAAAGGCUGAAUGAUACAUCGCACCUUAGGCUUCUCUAGUUAGAGAGGAUCUGAAUUUUUGGCAUUGGUUUGGAUUUUAUGAAUUUAGCUUGGUUGUUGUUUAUAUUCACCAAUUCACAAGAAUUGAUGACUUUUAUUGUAACCUUUUAUUUAUUUCUGCACUGGUCUAUUCCCUGAGAGGAAAGAUACAGGAGCUGGAUUGUUGUAUCAAUUUUUUUUUAUUUGUAGCUUACUAAAGUUAUUGUUAUGCAUAUACUUGCCAUGUAUUUCCAAGUACUUCAGAGGGUGCAGUUGUUUUGGAAUUCGAAUGCUAUGAUAUUCUCAAUCCCAGAGACUGAACAGAUAAAUUUUGUUCAAAACUUGGACUCUUUGCAAUC
Molecule: messenger RNA, 1958 nt
Organism: Gastrolobium bilobum
Lineage: Eukaryota; Viridiplantae; Streptophyta; Magnoliopsida; Fabales; Fabaceae
Exons: 2
Coding region: 364-1620 (418 amino acids)
Source: RefSeq, a predicted model, not a curated record